AUGAAAUUGUGGCCAGACGUUAGCUAUGUGGAUAUCAUUAACUAUUUCGUGCUUAGUGAGGGUGUUGAUGGUGAGACACUACGAAAUUAUAAGAGCACAGAGGCUUACAACUAUCUACACAGCAACAAAAUUGGAAAAAUACUGUGUACAAAAUACAACGAGUUCAUCUUCCUUAAGGCUGAGGUCGAGCCGAGUCAGAGCAUCAACAAGCCCAAACAACUUGCUUGGAUAAUGACGAGGCCGAUUGGUAUAAUCGAAACAGUUGGCUGUUCAUGCAUUGCAGGGCUAGGAAAAUCUUGUAGCCAUGCAGCAGCUGUCAUUUGGAAGGUCCAGAAUGCAGUGGUUAGUGGAAAGACAGGGCUUGCAUGUACUGACACACAGCGGAGAUGGAAUGAAGGAACAUCCAAGAACCUUCAGCCCAAGCGUCUGAGCCAGAUUCAUUUUAGGCACCACAAGGCAGAGGAUGAGUAUGAGGAAGAGACUAGGGCAGUUGGCAGUCAGCUCCCAAACACACCACAGUAUCAGUCCCACAAAGACUUUAGAGAGAGUGUGGACAAAUCUCUAACAAAACCUCUAUUUCUUCUCAAGAAUACACUACUGGAAAAGUGUUACAAUGCCACUCCAUCAGCAGAACAGCAGGGGAGAUCAAAAGAACAGGGAACCAUCAAUGAUUUAACAUUUUUGUCACAUCAAAAUCAUGACAGUGAUCUGAGUUGUGUGAAAUGCCAAAAAUUCUACCAGGCUUAUGUUAGUAUGGAUGGCAAACAAGCUGAUACACUAGAACUUGAGACGAGGGGGCAGAGUGCAUCUGAUCUGUGGCACAGUUCUAGGAAACUUAGAAUCACAGCCAGUUCAGCAAAGAAGGUGCCUGUACGUGAGCACUUUUACCCCAGCUUUCGUGGUAACUAUGCCACUAAUUAUGGGAAAGAAAAAGAAGAAACAGCUUGCAACCAAUUGAAAGAACAGGGAAUGAACAUAACACACACAGGCACAAUUGUAUGUGGGGCAGAGCCAUGGUUAUCAGCAAGUCCGGAUGGAAUCAUCAACUCCUGUGAGCUCUUAGAGAUGAAAUGCCCCGUCCCAAAUAAAAAUCACCAGACACUCAGUGAACUGUUAUCUCAGAGAUUCAGUGAUUUUAAGGUAGUGGAUGGAAAACUUGAGGUUCAGAAAACUGGUAGCUGGGGCUAGUCCAACUAGGAAUGUUUUGCACAGGUCUCAAGACAGCCAGACUGAUGAUCUGGACACCAGAUGAGAGUUUGGUAUUUAGUGUACCAUUUGAUGAGCUGUUUGUCACGGAACAGGUGAAACGGUUGAGAGCGUUCUACUUCUAAUCCAUGCUGCCUCAACUUGUUGAUGAAUUUGCUGCGGGGCGGC
Alosa alosa (allis shad) is the source of this 1374-nucleotide messenger RNA. RefSeq lists its product as uncharacterized. The record is from RefSeq and is a predicted model, not a curated record. The coding region runs from base 1 to 1188 and encodes 395 amino acids. The transcript has 2 exons. Lineage: Eukaryota; Metazoa; Chordata; Actinopteri; Clupeiformes; Clupeidae.